Molecule: messenger RNA, 1777 nt
Organism: Ipomoea triloba (trilobed morning glory)
Lineage: Eukaryota; Viridiplantae; Streptophyta; Magnoliopsida; Solanales; Convolvulaceae
Product: zinc finger protein CONSTANS-LIKE 14
Exons: 4
Coding region: 161-1621 (486 amino acids)
Molecular function (GO): zinc ion binding; protein binding
Source: RefSeq, a predicted model, not a curated record
UCGAAAGCUCCCAUAAUCGAAGAAGGGGAAAUUGCGUAUGGGGAUGGGGGCUAGCAUGGAGUGACAAACACUUGAACCCUCCCAUAGUUAUCUCAUUUUCUUCAAAAAGGAAAAGAGUCUUUAAUUUGGUCGAUUCGGUCUGGUUUUCAAUUCGGGCGAAAUGGAAAUGGAGGAGAGUACUCAUCCCAACUCCGACGGGGUUAGGGGGAAGAUCGUUCCCUGCGAUUUCUGUAACGACCAGCCGGCGGUGCUCUACUGCCGAGCCGACGCCGCCAAGCUCUGCCUCUUCUGCGACCAGCACGUGCACGCCGCCAACGCGCUGUCGCGGAAGCAUCUCCGCUCGCAGAUCUGCGAUAAUUGCGGCGCCGAGCCGGUGGCCGUGCGCUGUUCCUCCGAGAAUCUCGUGCUCUGUCAGGAAUGCGAUUGGGACGCCCACGCUAGCUGCGCCGUCUCCGCCGCGCACGAUCGGAGCCCCGUCGAGGCCUUCUCCGGCUGCCCGCUCGCCGCCGAGCUCGCGGGAAUUUGGGGGUUGGAAAUUGAGGAAAAGAAGUCGGGUCGGUUGUCGGGUCAGAAUCCGAGCUGGACCGGGUUACUGGACCCUUGGAUGCCCAAAGAAAUCUCCAAUUCAGUUCUGUUACAAGAUUUAAUGGUCCCUAGUGACAAUAACCCGGUGGUGUAUUCCAAUCCGGACGGCGGCUGUGGGCCCAGCAAGAAGCAGCAGAGCCCCGGGAGCUGCGGGAAGAACAAACCGGUGAUACUGAAACAACUGGUGGAGCUUUUUAAGCGGGAGGCGGUGGACGGCGGAGGAGGCGGAGGAGAGGAUAUUGUGCCGAGAACGCCGAAUGGGGGGAGUGGGUGGCAGGGGAAUGUGGCGGAAGGCGGCGAUGGGGCUGUGGCGGCGCUAAAUCAGCAUUUCCAAUCAGAACAACAACAACAACAACCUCAAAAUGUGCCCUUUACUUCCUUGCUUAUGAUGCAGGCUCCCAUGAAGGAAGAUGAUCGGAUGGUUGAAGGGAACAUGUUGUGGAACAACGCCUCUCGUGAUCGCAGUCCUCAGAUAUGGGAUUUUAACCUCGGGCAGUUGAGGGACCAUGAUGAAUCUAGCCCGAUAGAAGUGGGCUAUGGUGCGAAUGACAUGGCGUAUAUGAUGAAAAGCUAUAGUGAACUCCUAAAAGAAGCAUCCUUGGCAAACUCGAAAGGAUCAGAACUCUCUCGAAUGAACUUCUCAGUCACUCAUGAGGACCUAACAGCUUUCGGUAACAUUUCUAAUAACCCAACAGCGAGCCAGGGGCCAGCUACAUCGGAGAGCAACAAUUUACCAAGAUUACAGCCUCCUUUGGUUUCGGGUUACUGUAAACCAAAAUGCCACUCAAAAGACAUCCAUUUUAUGGACCAGACAAUCUUAGUGGACAGCGAAAGCGCAACACCUUCAAUGACAAAAGCUGAUAUCGAGCUGCUCGCAAAAAACAGAGGAAAUGCAAUGCUACGGUACAAGGAGAAAAAGAAGACAAGGAGAUAUGACAAACACAUCCGAUACGAAUCAAGAAAAGCGAGAGCUGAUACCAGGAAGCGGGUCAAGGGUCGAUUUGUGAAGGCUGCUGAUGCUCCAGAUGGAUAUUGAUUCGUCUUUAUGUACUCGAUCACUCGUCUUAAAUCUUGUAAUCCUUUUCGAUGUUUCGUCUCUGUGUGUAAAUAUUUCUUUACUGCUGUCUGCUUAUAAUUGUAAUCUUUUGUAGGCUCUUAUAUCAUACCAAUUAUUAUUAUUAUUAUUAUAUAA